Henningerozyma blattae CBS 6284 is the source of this 1596-nucleotide messenger RNA. RefSeq lists its product as uncharacterized. Gene Ontology annotation, cellular component: nucleus. Bases 1 to 1596 code for a protein of 531 amino acids. NCBI's taxonomy places the organism in Eukaryota, Fungi, Ascomycota, Saccharomycetes, Saccharomycetales, Saccharomycetaceae. The record is from RefSeq and is a predicted model, not a curated record. The transcript has a single exon. Gene Ontology annotation, molecular function: protein binding.
AUGGAUAUGUUUAAUGGUUCCAAACGAAGCUCGAUCUCAUUUGGUAGUUAUCAAAGAACGCCAAAUCAAAGUAAUUACUUUCCUUCUGGCUCUCCUUACAGUAACAAUGCCAAUAAUAGUAAUAAUAAUACUAGUCUGAAUCCAGGUAAUCCCACAAAUCUAAAUAAUAAUGGGAAUGUAGGAACCACACCCACAAGUAGUAAUUCAAAUCAAGCCUAUAUUACAAGAUCACCUAUGUAUUCUCCUUUGAACUUUACUCAUCAAGGUGGGAUUAGUCCAGCUUAUCCGCAAUUAUUCAAUUUUAGAAAUUCAACUUCUAUGGGAACUGGUCCAGGUGUUUGUGAAUAUGAAUCAAAUAGACCUUUAUUUGCAUUAGAUUGGAGUCAGGAUGAUUAUGUGUGUCUUGGUUCCUAUAAAGAAGAUAAUUUAAAUAAAUUACAAAUCAUUCAUACAGGUGAUUUGCUAAAUUGGAACAGGGUCGCUGAAUAUAAUGUAACUUAUCCAGUGAGCAAUAUCCAGUGGAUUCCAGCUCAAUUACAACCCAGAAAAUUUGCUACCUGUUCCGAUUCUCUAAGAUUAUGGUCCUUACGUGAAGAUACUUCUUCUAUUGAAGAAAUCCUAAAUUUAUCGUAUUGUAAGUAUAACAAAUUAAGACAGAAUACAACCACUAAUGGUACAAAUGAUUCAAGAACUUCUGUUGGUGUUGAUCCAUCAGUAUUAGGGCAAUUUCCACCUAUCACUUCAUUUCAUUGGAACCCAAUAGAUACAAAUUUUUUGAUAUCUAGUUCAAUCGAUACCACCUGUAUUGUUUGGGAUUUACAAAGCAACAAUUAUGUAAAGACGCAAUUAAUUGCGCAUGAUAGUGAAGUAUUUGAUGUUAGAUUCUUAACGCAAUCUACUCAGUUAUUUGCAAGUUGUGGUGGUGAUGGUAGUGUAAGAGUGUUCGAUUUAAGAUCAUUAGCGCAUAGUACCAUCAUUUAUGAAUCAGCAGCCAACACAUCUAUGUCAAAUCUUUCUUCUGGUGGUAUGGUCGAUCAUCCAGGCUCCUUAAAUACAUCUUCGAGAGUUGGCUCUGUCGAUUUAUCUUCAAAAUCAAAUGCUUUACUCAGAUUGGAACCUUCUCCAACGGAUCCUAACGUUAUUGCUACUUUUGGUGCUGAUUCUAAUAGCGUUUUAAUUUUAGACAUGAGAAACCCGGGUACUCCUGUUCUAACAUUAGAUGGUCAUUCAGCACCAAUAAACCAAAUUAAAUGGCAUCCAACCAAAAAAAAUACAAUUUUAUCGUCAAGCGAUGAUUGUCAAGUCUUAUAUUGGAAUUUAAAUGAUCCUUUGACUAUUAGUCCAUCUGAAAAUGGCGAAAUCUCAGCAAAUAGUAGUAGUGUUAACAUUAAUUCCGAUCAAGCACAGGAUGCAUCAAGCAUGUCUAAUGUUCCUAUUUGGAAUACAAGAAAUGAUAUUAAAAGCAUGGAUACACCAUUCAUGUCAUAUACUAGUAAAGGUAGAGAAGUUAAUAAUAUUGUAUGGAGACCAAGAAAUGGUGAUUGGUUUGGGGCUAUCAGUGGCAAAAGAUUUCAAAACGUUAAAGUGUUUUCUUGA